UCCCUAAGGCGUUGCACUAGCUGUAGGCAGUGUGAAUGUUUAUUGGGGGGUGUGUUUGCUUGGGGGAAGGUUCCUUGUUCUGUAGCCUAUGUGGGGAAAGUAUUUAUAAGAAAACCUUUCUAAAAAAAAAAAGUUACUUAUUUGGACAAAAAUAGCUGUAUCAAGCACUUUAAAAAGGAACAAAAGGGGUGUCGCUAUGGUUGCUACAAGCACACUGAAUAGUAAAAACGCGGAAUGCAUAUCAGAAUUGAUUGACCGUAGAUACGACCAGGCUUGUCUCGAAAAUGAGCUGGAUUUCUGGGACCACUGUCUGGCUGAGCCCCACCUAAACGUGGAGGUGUCUGAGGACGGGACGUGUCAGCAGUUGGCCAAGAUGUUCGAGAACUGCCUGUCGCGGUCCAAGAAGACCACUCUGCACUGCUCUAAGGUGCUGGUCCCUGAGAAGCUGACUAUGAGGAUGGCACGCGAUGUCCUGCGCCUGUCGUCGGGCGAGCCGUGCGGCCUACGUGGCUGUGUACUCUACAUUCACCUGGAGCAGGAAACGUGCUGCAAGCAGCUGGAGCGCAUCGUGUACAAUGCAGACGUGGUGCCCAUCUUCGAGCUGACGCUGGUGUUCAAGCAGGACUGCAGCGCCUGGCCCAGUCUCAGGGACUUCCUGCACAUUGGUGCCUGUUUCACUCCAGGCUUCAGGCACGCGCUCAAACUCAGCCCGGGCUUCCGGCUCAUCAAGAAGAAGCUCUACUCCUCCUUGGCUGGUACUGUGGUAGAGGAGUACUGAGAAGGGGGAAUUGAGGAAGGUGGGACCCCGGGGUUGGGUCAGGGAUGUCCUGGGGAGGGGUACAAUGCACUUCUACACUUGAGUAUCUGAAUGUAAAGAUUACUUCUGGAGGGUCUUAUUUCUACAUGGUUUUUGUAUGAAUACAGUUUGUCAUGUGAACGAGUAGUGUCAUACAAAGGUUAUUGGUGUCCAGCCUGUCUGCUCCAAUGUCCAGGAUGGUACAACUGAUUAUUCAAAAUGGACGGACAAGGUUUGGUUACUGUAAUGGAUUAUUGUCUAAUGCCUAAAGAAGAUGAGCAUAACUUUCAUUGACUUCAUAAUAUUUGAAAACUUUUCCAAUCAGCUAAAGUUACAUUUGUUAAAUGAUUAUUUUAAUGUUCUGGAUAUAGACUGUUAAUAAUUUUUCUAUUCAUUAUUCUAAAUUACACAAUUAGGCAAUUCAUGUUAUGAAAUGUUGUGUUGAUGUCCACUGAUUUGUUUUCCAGAUUUAUGUAGGUACAUAAUGUUUUUGAUCAGUCACUAGCCACUUUGUAAUUGUGUCAGUUUGUUUGCAGAUUUGUCCACUGCUGUUCAGCAAAGUAAACACUUCUAGAGGCUAUAGGAACAGGACUUGGAAAAAUGUUCGGGGGCCAUAAUCUAGGUGUUCAAUGCUGAAUUGAGGGCAUGUGAAUGUUUGUCCUUGUGAACAUGCUGCUCAUCGACGGCGCGGGCUCUCCAACCUCAACGGAUGCAGAUGCCUUAAACUGCCUUAAACCUUAAAAAUUUAGAAAAUGUAAAAAGUAUAUAUCUAAAUGUUUAUUUUUCUUGCACUUGUUAGAUCCUAGCUCCACAUGGGUUCUUUAGAGCUUGUUGAUCUUUUUAUACCUUUUUUUUUUUUCUACAUUGUCAUUGCAUUUCCUUUCUCGAUUGUUAAUGGCUGCGGUGCUGUUUUUAAGCAACUGAGGAUUCUUUUUUUGGGACAGGUUCUUGUUAAAGGAAGUCAAUCUUUUUUGACAAUUAAACAUUUUAAACCUA
Messenger RNA from Coregonus clupeaformis (lake whitefish), 1792 nucleotides. RefSeq names its product DNA damage-inducible transcript 4-like protein. The coding region runs from base 197 to 778 and encodes 193 amino acids. NCBI's taxonomy places the organism in Eukaryota, Metazoa, Chordata, Actinopteri, Salmoniformes, Salmonidae. The record is from RefSeq and is a predicted model, not a curated record. Gene Ontology annotation, cellular component: cytoplasm. Gene Ontology annotation, biological process: negative regulation of signal transduction. The transcript is spliced from 3 exons.